AUGUCAAUAUUAAGUCGUGCUGCUGCUGCCACUGAUGAUGAUGAUGAUGAUGAUGAUGAUGAUGAUGAUGAUGAUGAUGAUGAUGAUGAUGAUGAUGAUGAUGAUGAUGAUGAUGAUGAUGAUGAUGAUGAUGAUGAUGAUGAUGAUGAUGAUGAUGAUGAUGAUGAUGAUGAUGAUGAUGAUGAUGAUGAUGAUGAUGAUGAUGAUGAUGAUGAUGAUGAUGAUGAUGAUGAUGAUGAUGAUGAUGAUGAUGAUGAUGAUGAUGAUGAUGAUGAUGAUGAUGAUGAUGAUGAUGAUGAUGAUGAUGAUGAUGAUGAUGAUGAUGAUGAUGAUGAUGAUGAUGAUGAUGAUGAUGAUGAUGAUGAUGAUGAUGAUGAUGAUGAUGAUGAUGAUGAUGAUGAUGAUGAUGAUGAUGAUGAUGAUGAUGAUGAUGAUGAUGAUGAUGAUGAUGAUGAUGAUGAUGAUGAUGAUGAUGAUGAUGAUGAUGAUGAUGAUGAUGAUGAUGAUGAUGAUGAUGAUGAUGAUGAUGAUGAUGAUGAUGAUGAUGAUGAUGAUGAUGAUGAUGAUGAUGAUGAUGAUGAUGAUGAUGAUGAUGAUGAUGAUGAUGAUGAUGAUGAUGAUGAUGAUGAUGAUGAUGAUGAUGAUGAUGAUGAUGAUGAUGAUGAUGAUGAUGAUGAUGAUGAUGAUGAUGAUGAUGAUGAUGAUGAUGAUGAUGAUGAUGAUGAUGAUGAUGAUGAUGAUGAUGAUGAUGAUGAUGAUGAUGAUGAUGAUGAUGAUGAUGAUGAUGAUGAUGAUGAUGAUGAUGAUGAUGAUGAUGAUGAUGAUGAUGAUGAUGAUGAUGAUGAUGAUGAUGAUGAUGAUGAUGAUGAUGAUGAUGAUGAUGAUGAUGAUGAUGAUGAUGAUGAUGAUGAUGAUGAUGAUGAUGAUGAUGAUGAUGAUGAUGAUGAUGAUGAUGAUGAUGAUGAUGAUGAUGAUGAUGAUGAUGAUGAUGAUGAUGAUGAUGAUGAUGAUGAUGAUGAUGAUGAUGAUGAUGAUGAUGAUGAUGAUGAUGAUGAUGAUGAUGAUGAUGAUGAUGAUGAUGAUGAUGAUGAUGAUGAUGAUGAUGAUGAUGAUGAUGAUGAUGAUGAUGAUGAUGAUGAUGAUGAUGAUGAUGAUGAUGAUGAUGAUGAUGAUGAUGAUGAUGAUGAUGAUGAUGAUGAUGAUGAUGAUGAUGAUGAUGAUGAUGAUGAUGAUGAUGAUGAUGAUGAUGAUGAUGAUGAUGAUGAUGAUGAUGAUGAUGAUGAUGAUGAUGAUGAUGAUGAUGAUGAUGAUGAUGAUGAUGAUGAUGAUGAUGAUGAUGAUGAUGAUGAUGAUGAUGAUGAUGAUGAUGAUGAUGAUGAUGAUGAUGAUGAUGAUGAUGAUGAUGAUGAUGAUGAUGAUGAUGAUGAUGAUGAUGAUGAUGAUGAUGAUGAUGAUGAUGAUGAUGAUGAUGAUGAUGAUGAUGAUGAUGAUGAUGAUGAUGAUGAUGAUGAUGAUGAUGAUGAUGAUGAUGAUGAUGAUGAUGAUGAUGAUGAUGAUGAUGAUGAUGAUGAUGAUGAUGAUGAUGAUGAUGAUGAUGAUGAUGAUGAUGAUGAUUUAGACAAUCAUACAAUGAUUUUGAUUUCUCACUGA
Molecule: messenger RNA, 1650 nt
Organism: Schistosoma guineensis
Lineage: Eukaryota; Metazoa; Platyhelminthes; Trematoda; Strigeidida; Schistosomatidae
Source: the annotation of a GenBank genome assembly